Molecule: messenger RNA, 1588 nt
Organism: Syngnathus typhle (broad-nosed pipefish)
Lineage: Eukaryota; Metazoa; Chordata; Actinopteri; Syngnathiformes; Syngnathidae
Gene: copz2
Product: COPI coat complex subunit zeta 2
Exons: 8
Coding region: 349-897 (182 amino acids)
Biological process (GO): intra-Golgi vesicle-mediated transport; retrograde vesicle-mediated transport, Golgi to endoplasmic reticulum; intracellular protein transport
Cellular component (GO): COPI vesicle coat
Source: RefSeq, a predicted model, not a curated record
CCCGAGUCUAAAAUACUCUUCUGAUAAAUGGUCAGGUGAAGGAAUCUUUUGUUAAAUCCGCGUCUUGAUAAUUGAUCAGGAUUGAACCAAAAACAGCAUCAACAUUCACUUGAAGCAAUAUUGAUUCACAAAGAACAGUAGAAAAUGAAAAGUGGAUCAUAAAUUUAGCUUUAUUACCUGCAGCCUUUUGAAACACACAUGACGUUGGCCUCAAAAGCAGUUAGUGUGUAGUUUGUUAAUAAUGAUGAAAACAUUCACUAAAAGCAGUUGAGUCAAAAAUAACCCAAAUUGUAUUAAAAGGGACAGACCCAACUUGAUAGAUGUUAUACUUGACCUCUUUAUGCAAACAUGAAACAUUUACAUCAUGCAUUAUUGCAGGAACCUUCCCUCUACACAGUGAAAGCUCUUUUCAUUCUUGACAAUGAUGGCAACAGACUUCUCUCAAAGUAUUAUGACCCUGAGCUUUACCCCUCCAUGAAGGAGCAAAGGAACUUUGAGAAGAAUAUUUUCAACAAGACUCACAAAGCAGACAAUGAAAUAGCUUUCCUGGAAGGAUUGACUAUCGUCUAUAAAAGCAGCAUAGACCUUUUUCUCUAUGUUGUCGGAAGCUGUCAAGAGAAUGAGUUGAUGCUGAUGUCUGUACUCAACUGCCUAUUUGACUGCCUUAGUCAAAUCCUGCGGAAAAAUGUGGAGCGUAGGUGUUUCCUUGAGAACAUGGAAGGAGCCUUUCUCAUUGUUGAUGAAAUUGUUGAUGGAGGAGUGAUCCUGGAAAGUGAUGCACAACAAGUCCUCCAAAAGGUCAAUUAUAAAGUUGAUGAAGGUACAUUAUCUGAACAAAGCGUAGCACAGGUUCUGCAGUCGGCCAAGGAGCAGAUCAAAUGGUCCUUACUGAAAUAACAGCGAUGUCAAGCUAUGUCAAGGCAGUUUCAAUUACCCCAUCGUUUAGUGACCAUUUUAAUUGUUUAGAUUUUGAAGGUCUAUGAAUAACUUGAAACUGACAAGACUGCAGCUUGGGCAAGUCACAAUAGAUGUGUUUACUGAUGUAAAAAUAAGGCAUACAUAAAAAUGGAACGCUAUGUGGUAAUGGAGGUGGUUGUGUUGUGUUCUGGGGCUGGUUUGUUACAUUUGGCACGGUGUCUGCGCAGGGUGUGAUGAAAUCUCAAGACUGUCUAAGCACUGGCCGAUAAGUAGGCUGAAAAAGUGCUGUAGUCUCAUUGAGUUACAGAAAUUGAUUAGUGAUUUCAUCAAAGGAUCGUGCAACCAAAUAUUAAGUGAAGAGAAUUAUAUUUUUGUAAAAGUAUUUUUAUGCCUUUGGCCUGCAAAUAUAAAACAAUGCCUUAUUUUUAUUAGUAAAUAAUCAAUAUUUUUUAGAUAUAUUUAUUACUUUUGUCUGUUUCAAGUUAUGUCAGAGACUAAUGUUGGUUGUUGUUUUUUACAGAAAUGUAAAUUUCAUGAAAAAAUAUUUGCAUAUUUUAAUUGUUUAUUCCUGUAAAGAAAUUUUCAAAUAUUGUUACAAAAAGGUCAAUGAUUGAAAUCAUUAAAGAAAUGUUUUUAAAAUAUGUGUAAUACAAAAGGUUUUAAUACAAUA